AGCCGCAGAGAAUUUAGUGGGGAGAGGAAGAGUGGAGGGGACUACGCCCCGAGGUGGCCGACCCUCCCUCAAUCCCUUCGGGUCAAAGGAUCCGUCCCCUUUUACCCCCUCCUCACCACCACCCCCCGUGGGCCUGAGGGGCCCAUGCAGCCGUUAAGUUUGAAGGGAUCAGUUUCAGCUUUCCAAUCUAUAACAACAAAGUGCCAAAAAGAACAGUGAGUAGGACAUUUUCCAGGUUGGAGAAGAACUGUGCUGCCCCCAAACUAUGUAUACAGCUCUUCUUCCAGGGAGAGGAUAGUGGUAAAAGACCGAGCUGGAUGGAUGGGUAUGGGGAGAGGGGCAGCACCUACAGCCCUGGGAUUCUUGCAGACCCUCGUUGUCUUUCUCUGCAUCUUCCCUGCAGCCACUUCUCAGUGCAAGAUCCUCAAGUGUAACUCAGAGUUCUGGACAGCUACAUCAGGCACUCACUACCCCGGAUCUGAAGACACCCCUGAAUUCUGCACUGCUCUUCGUGCUUACUCUCACUGUACCCGGCGCACAGCCCGCACGUGCAGAGGGGACCUGGCCUACCAUUCAGCUGUCCAUGGCAUAGAAGACCUAAUGAGCCAGCACAAUUGCUCCAAGGAUGGUCCCACCUCACAGCCCCGGCUCCGAACCCUCCCACCAGGAGACAGUCAGGAGAGGUCAGACAGUCCUGAAAUCUGUCAUUAUGAAAAGAGCUUUCAUAAACAUUCAGCUCCCCCCAACUAUACCCAUUGUGGGUUGUUUGGGGACCCUCACCUCAGAACUUUCACGGACCGAUUUCAGACCUGCCAAGUACGAGGGGCUUGGCCUCUCAUUGACAAUAAUUACCUGAAUGUGCAGGUAACCAACACUCCAGUGCUACCAGGAUCUUCAGCUACAGCGACCAGCAAGAUGGAGAGAGCCUGGAAUCCCAGGAACAUAAAGUGGCUGGCUGAAGUUGCUCUUGGUCUCUGGGCUGGCCUAAGGACAGGGUUUAGAUCUCCUGCCUUGCAGGCCCUGCACCAUCCUCUGCCCACCGGAGUUUUGCUAACAAUCAUCUUCAAGAAUUUCCAGGAAUGUGUUGAGCAGAAGGUAUACCAGGCAGAAAUGGAUGAACUCCCUGCAGCAUUUGCUGAUGGCUCCAAGAAUGGUGGCGACAAGCAUGGGGCCAACAGCUUGAAGAUUACCGAGAAGGUGUCUGGCCAGCACAUAGAGAUCCAGGCCAAGUACAUCGGCACCACCAUCAUUGUGAGGCAGGUGGGCCGAUACCUGACUUUUGCCGUGCGCAUGCCAGAAGAGGUAGUCAAUGCGGUAGAGGACAGGGACAACCAGGGCCUCUACCUCUGUCUCCGGGGCUGUCCCCUUAAUGAGCAGAUUGACUUCCAAGCCUUCCAUGCCACAGAGAGCUGGAGUACCCGGAGAAAGGGACCUGGCACUCCUGUUUCCUCUCCACAGGUCUUUACUUAUGAGACAGCCACGGCCAGAUGUAAGGAGAAGCUUCCAGUAGAGGACCUCUACUUCCAGGCCUGCGUGUUUGAUCUGUUGACCACAGGGGAUGUGAACUUCACACUCGCUGCUUACUACGCCUUUGAGGACGUCAAGAUGCUGCAUUCCAAUAAAGACAAAUUGCACCUUUAUGAAAGGACACGGGACUUGCCUGGCAGUGCAGCAGCCUCAGGGCAGUGCCAGGAGCUCCUCCUUUCCUUUGUGGCCAUACUGUGGUGUUUGGUCUCAGUGUUCUCUUAGGUGUUUGCUGUGCAGCCUAGAAGAAAUAGACUUUAGAGUGGGAGGAGAGAGCAACCCCCUUCCUUGGGAACACCUGUCUUUUAGGACCUGGUCAGAAGGGAGGGGAAUGACUAGUGAGUCCUCCAGGGAGCAGAAGAAAUCUUCUCACAUCUCUGUCACCUGUCUUUUCCCUCCAAAGAGAAAAGAUGGGAAUGUAGUGAUCCAAUAGGCAGGUUGGUGAAAGACUGUUACCUCACAUAGACAGAUUUUUGCUUCCUUUGCUGGCAAGGGUAGCGGGCAUUACUGCCCACUGCCUAGUUACUGCUCUUAGUAGUGCUACGAGGCUGUAGUGACUGUGACGUUGGCAUUUGUGAAAGUAGCAUUGUGUUUGAAUACUGGGUGGCUGCUGUCACCUGGCCAUUUCACAAAUGGGAGUGAAAAAGAUCCUUUAUCCCCCAAACUCCUUGCCCCCCUCCCCAUAGCAUGAAUGUGCAAACCAUAAGACAUCCUGCACUGUGUGCCUCAUGGAACACUAAAUUAGACUCUUGUUUCUCAGAUCACAUACACAUACAAACACACACACACACACACACACACACACACACACACACACACUUUGAACAGCCAAAUGCAUGCACAUUUAAAAUGCACUGAAACAGUGGACAGAGAUUCACCCUGACAUGCACAGGUUUUUACUGACAGAUAAACACACACACACAUGCACAUGCACACACACACAGCCUCAUGAUCAUACUGAUGAAUACCCCACAGCCACACAGCACAUUUAUAGGCACUCAUACAUAAACACAGAAAUUUCAGAGGUCUUCCACUAAUGAGUUUCCUUCCUAUAUGCAUUCUCUCUCACGGUCUGCAGGGGUAUAGGGCCCAAGAAAAGUUGGGUUUGAGGAAAUCCUGGUGGUGCCUAACUAUAGGUGUGUUCCUUGUGUUGGUGCAUUUUUUGCCAUCUCCAGAAGGUGUUUCCUGUUUUUCUCUGCUCAUGGAUUUGCAGGUGCUGGAGGUGCUAAGAGCUCAAAGAAUUUGGUUCUUAUACCCAUACAGCUCACCCGAGCUUCCUGAUGGCAUCCCUAAGUGACAGUGUGUCAUGACAGAGAAGGAAACUCCAUUUGCAAACAGCAGAGAAAUAUGACUUGUGUUCUUAGAAGUGACUUAUAUUGUCUCCAGUAUACAGAAUCCUUUCCAUUAAUUCUCUCCCCCAGCGUGACUGUACAUAUGAAGAGAUAUAAUUGGUUUUAAAUGUUUAAACAGAAAAAGAUGUGUUUACUACUUCUGUUCCUUCCUAGUGUGGUGAUGGCAAGUGUUACUUGAGAGGGAGAUGUAGAGUAGGAAUACAGUAACAGGGCAAGCCAUGGAGACACCAUAGUGGAUAGGGCCAGCUGGCCUGCCCUGUUCACCUCCAUUUUCCUGUUUCCUGGCCUCAGAAAAUCAUUUGUUGCCUCUCUCCAUGAAAUGGCAGCCUUUCCUCUGCUUCCCUGUCCUACUGCUGCUGAAUUCUGGACCUCAGGAGGGCAGAUCUGACAUGUCUGCCCAACUGAUACCUACCCUUCCCUUCCCAUUGCCCUCCCCAAACGCAGGGUCCUUGGCUCCCUAUGGAGGUUGGAAUGGAAGGAAAUCUUCCUUGCUGGCCCUUCACAAUUUACUGUAGUGGGUGAGGAGAGGAGAAAAUCUCUCAACUCCUACAUCAGCCUGAACUUACAGCCAUCACCUCUACUUCUUCUAUAGAAAGGAUAUGAGAAUUUCUCUAAAUGUAGAGAGAUGGCCCUUGAAAAUCUGUGUUGGAAAAUGCAGCCUUUCAGAGGUGUCCCACAGAAAAGGCAACCCAGCCCAUGCAGCUCUGGGGCUGGCCUCUUAACUGGACCUCCCCCAGCCCCAGCCCAUAAAACACUUUACCCAGAAGGACUUUCAACAUAUCAGCCAAUAAGCAUUGCCAAGGGAGCUACCAACUGCCUUCCUGGAGGCUGUUCCCUUUAGGACCUCUCAUGCAUGGGCUCCAUGGGUCCAGGACCUUCCUGGCAGCAAGGACUUGCUUAUCUCCAAGAAGUUUAGUUCUCUCUGCCAAAGCCACCAAGCAUAGCAGGAAGGUAACACCUUCCUGCUCAUUGUAAGAAAAUCCUGUUGGGAGUAAAAAGUGAAGCACUUUAUUUUGGUUGUGUUUGAUCAAGUUCUGCUUGAAGGUGAAGAAACCUCACCAUGUCCAUGUGUGUAAAACCUAUGUGGAGUGUCACCGCAUGUACAUACUGUAAAUUAUUUAUUGAUGAGAUGAUGCAAGUAAAGUUUCAUUGUUCCUUUUCUUGCUCUCUUUUUUGGGGGUUAGCAUUUUAUAGCACCUUCCUCUUACGGCCUAAUUUCAUUUCCUAUCUGAGAAAAAAAAAAUUAAUUCAUUUCUGUGUAUGUGACUCUAUGUGUGUACCUAAACACAUAUGUGCAGGAUGUGUAUUUUGCAUUUUAUGGGCAUAUGUGUAUGUGGGGAAAGAGUUUGGGUGACUUGCUCUAACCAGCCAGACCCAUGAAGUCCUAACAUGACAAUCAUUGGUCCUUCUUUGAAACUACUUAUUUUCUUGAAAACAAACUACCUUUUGAAUUUCCAGUGUGAGGCCUCUGGUUACAUGAGCUAAUAGUUAUUCCUCUGGUAGUCUUUUGAGGAAUAUUAGUAAUAAUAAAAUGCUUUAUGGUUACAGA
Molecule: messenger RNA, 4425 nt
Organism: Phascolarctos cinereus (koala)
Lineage: Eukaryota; Metazoa; Chordata; Mammalia; Diprotodontia; Phascolarctidae
Source: RefSeq, a predicted model, not a curated record